AUGAAUCAUCCAUAUUUUGCAUCAUUUAUUAAAGGUCAAAAAGAAGAAGAAUGGAGCUAUAUUCCUUCUUUUCUUAAAACUAAACCACCAAAACCAAAAGAUCAAAUUGAUGUACAAGCUGUUAUAUUUGAUGAAUAUCCUAAAGACGAUAAUGAAUUGAGAAAAUGUUGUAUUAUAUGUGAAAGUCAUGGUAUUAGAGUAUGGGAUUGUGAUGAUAUAACAAAAAAUGAAGAGGUAUUUUCAUAUCCAGUAGAAGAAAAUGUUAUUCCUUUGUUUUCACGUUUUAGACAUAUCUCACCGCCGAUGCUUUUUUUUGUAACAAGUAAUAAUCAAUUAGUUAGUGUAACUUUUAGACCAGAAGGACCAAUUGCAUCAUCAUUUUUUUCAUAUAACUAUUGUGACUUUGAAUUAGUUGAAGAUAUAUUGUUUGCAUUUACAUUAGAUGGGCAAUUACAUAUUUAUAACACAACUCAAAAUCCACCAUCAUUGAUUCUUCAAAUCUCAACCACAAAAUAUUUAAAAAAUACACAUCCAAUCGCUGUAAGCAGUGCUUAUUUUGCAUAUCCUACUUAUGACAUUCCACCUUCAUACAUUGAACCACCACAAAGCGCCGCAGCUAUAACCACGGAAACAAUAACAAGUUCAAUUAAUUGGAUUACUGAUGGAGUAAAAAAUAUUUAUGGAGCGCCAACUCAAACACAAGAAAUUAAUGAUGAUGACCAUAAAAAAGAAUUUGUAGUUGUUGCAGAUCAUAGAAAUAUUACUUCAAAAAAACAAAUAAAAAGGAUAUGCCAUUUUUGUGCUACAGCUUCACGAUUAAGAACAAUGAAAUUUGAUCCAAAAGGUGAAUUACUUGUUACUUGUGAUGAUAAAGGAUAUUUAGCAAAUGUAUUUAGAGUACAUCCAAAUGGUUAUCUUGAUCAUUUAUUUGUAUUAAAACGAGAUACACGUAUUAUUCCAUUUGAUGACAAUAAGUUUAAGAGAUAUACUAACUGUCAAAAUAAAUUUGCUAUUGGCUCAGAGGCAAUAGAAAAACAAAAAUUAUUACUUGAAGCUGCUAUGAAUGAAUGGGUUUCAGCGACGUCUAAUGUAUUUGAUAUUGAUUAUAUUGUUAAAGAUGAUCCAGAAGAUGGAGGAAGUGAAUGUGCUGAUGAGCCAAAUGAAAGAACAGAAACCCAAGAAUCUAUAGCGUGUAAAGAAGAAGGACAAGUUUGUGAACAACAGUCUAAUAAUGAUGACUCCAUAAUUGUUUAA
Messenger RNA from Entamoeba dispar SAW760, 1254 nucleotides. RefSeq lists its product as uncharacterized. NCBI's taxonomy places the organism in Eukaryota, Evosea, Mastigamoebida, Endamoebidae. Gene Ontology annotation, cellular component: cytoplasm. The transcript is spliced from 3 exons. The record is from RefSeq and is a predicted model, not a curated record. Gene Ontology annotation, biological process: autophagy; response to starvation. The coding region runs from base 1 to 1254 and encodes 417 amino acids. Gene Ontology annotation, molecular function: protein binding.